This is a messenger RNA of Lathyrus sativus (Indian pea), 774 nucleotides long. Lineage: Eukaryota; Viridiplantae; Streptophyta; Magnoliopsida; Fabales; Fabaceae. The record is from the annotation of a GenBank genome assembly.
AUGCCACCGCGUCGCUGCACAGUUUACGCCGAUAGCGAUUACGACGACGAUGACGACGAUAACCUCACCGCGACGAUCACGAGGUGUCUCUCUUGCGACGAGAAUUACGACCCCGACGAAGCCGGCACCUGCAAAGAAUGCUACGAAGAAGCCAACGAAACCGAGGAAGAACUCAAACGUCAGAUCCAAGACCUCAAAUCCAAAGUCUCCUUCCUCACUCUCUCUUCUCCACUCGAUUCUCCUUCUACUACCGAUCUCGUUCUCCUUCCGUCCGCCGAUGCUUUCUCUCCUUCCAUUCCUGCUCACAAGGCCGUUCUCGUUAGUCGCUCUCCAGUCUUCAGAGCCAUGCUUGAGCACGAUAUGGAUGAAAGCCGGAGUGGCACCAUCAAGAUUGCUGACGUAUCAUACGACGCCCUUCGUGCUUUUGUUAACUACUUAUACACUGCCGAAGCAUUCCUUGACAACCAAAUGGCCUGUAACCUUUUAGUUUUAGCAGAAAAGUAUCAGGUGAAGCAUCUUAAGGCAUAUUGCGAGAAGUAUUUGAUCUCCAAACUGAAUUGGGAGAAAGCUGUUGUGAACUUUGCAUUUGCACAUCAACACAAUGCCAACCAAUUGCAAGAUGCAGCCUUGGCAGUGAUCAUGGAGAACAUGGACAACCUCACUAAAAAUGAAGAUUAUAUAGAGUUAGUGGACAGUAAUCCUCGUCUUGUCGUGGAAAUAUACGAAGCAUAUCUUGGCAAACAGGUUAAUACUGCAGCCUCGCACGGGCUAUAG